Molecule: messenger RNA, 2466 nt
Organism: Lachancea mirantina
Lineage: Eukaryota; Fungi; Ascomycota; Saccharomycetes; Saccharomycetales; Saccharomycetaceae
Source: the annotation of a GenBank genome assembly
AUGUCGCUAUCAGCUGCUGCCAACAAGAUCUCGGACAAUGAUUUCCAAAAUAUUGGUCCAGCUCCAAAACCUCCGGGAGCUGCAUUCAAUAAGACACAACCAAUAACUGCCUAUAUCAACCAGCUGGAUUUGAGAGAUAAAGCGCCCGGAGCACGUGGCAGAGACGCCGGAAACAGGAGGACUGGCUGGGUUUCGUACAAAGAUGAUGGAUUAUUGUCGUUUCUCUGGCAAAAACGAUACAUGGUUUUAAGUGAUUCGUAUUUGACACUUUACAAGGGUGUUCCAACACGACCAAAUGAGGAUCCUAUGUUACAAAUUCCAUUGACAACGAUUGUGAGUGUGAGUCGUACGCAGUUGAAGGCUAAUUGUUUUGAAGUUGUGAGAAAUAAUGAUCGGAAUUCGUCGUCUGCGUCGUCUGGUACGUCGUCGUCGUCAUCGUCUUCAAAUGUGAACAGUAACAGUGGUGCAAACUCUGACGGCAACAGGAAGUCUAUUUACAUUGCAACAAAGGCAGAAAUCGAGCUGCAUACAUGGCUUGACGCAAUUUUCGCGAAAUGUCCAUUACUUAGCGGUGUUUCUUCACCGACCAACUUUACACACAAGGUACAUGUGGGAUUUGAUCCAGAAACCGGUAGUUUUGUUGGUAUGCCUUCGAAUUGGGAAAAGCUUUUGAAGCACUCUAGAAUCACUGGUGAGGAUUGGAACAAUAAUUCUGCGGCAGUGAUACAGGUCUUGCAAUUUUAUCAAGAAUACAAUGGCGCGAAUGUCAAUCCUAAUGCCAAUGCCAAUGCCAAUGCCAAUGCCAAUGCUAAUGCCAGCAACCCUUCUUUGUCAAAGUCAAUCAAUCUUGGUCAAUCUCAAACAAGUGUUGCCAGUGACGUUCACAAACCUGUAGGCGAUUUGGUACCUCUACGAAAACCACCUACACCUCCUUCGUCUCAGGGCAAACCUCCCUCAUUCAGACAGGAUUCACAAACCUCUUUGCAACCGUCACAACCAAAUUUCGGUCACAAACAAGCCGGCCUAGUACCAAAAAAAUUCAAUGAGAACAGACCUCCCACAAAUGAGAGAACGGCUCCCAACGCGGGACCGUAUUAUGGCAAUCAACAACGUGCACCAGUAUUACCACCAUCCCAAACAUCAUCGGAAAGUCUCCCCAAAUUUCAACAUAACAUGCAGAAUCCUUAUGCUGUGAAGGGCCACAUCAAUCAAAGAAACAUAUACCCACAACGACAGGCUCCUUUCGCUCCACAGAAUGGAGUUAUUUCCAGAAAUAAGGAGGCUCCAAUACCACCUCAGAGACUUCAACCUCAAAGGCUGGCACCUGUGGCUCCUAAUAAGGCGCCACCAACGGCGCAUGCACCACAUGCAUUGGGUCCCAAACCCGGACCCACUUUACCUUAUAUUUCUUCCACUCAUCCCCCUCACCAGAGAGAUGCUCCAAAAAAACCAACUCAAAAGCCUACGAAAGAUGAAGGCGUCACUAAGCCGCGUAAACAGCAAAAGCCUUCAAUGUCUAAUGCUGAAAUUAUGGCUAAUUUGAAAAAUGUCACUAUCAAUACGGAUCCUUCAACAUGUUUCAAAAUGAUUGAAAAGGCAGGCCAAGGCGCUAGUGGUUCUGUUUACUUGGCACAAAGGACCCAAUUACCACCGUACGAUGAAAAGUACCCUUUACAAGAGGUCGAGCAGCAACACGUUGGGGACAAAGUUGCGAUAAAACAAAUGAUUUUGUCAAAACAACCCCGCAAAGAAUUAAUUGUUAACGAAAUCUUGGUCAUGAAAGAUUCUCAGCAUAAGAACAUUGUAAACUUUCUGGAAGCGUAUUUGAAAACAGAGGACGAUUUAUGGGUCGUUAUGGAGUUUAUGGAAGGCGGUUCAUUAACAGAUAUUAUCGAAAACAGUCCUGCCACCGGUAGUACCACUUCCCCGUUAUCAGAGCCCCAAAUUGCUUACAUUGUCCGUGAAACUUGUCAAGGUCUCAAAUUUUUGCAUGAUAAACACAUUAUCCAUCGAGACAUCAAAUCUGACAAUGUACUUCUUGACAACAGAGGACGUGUCAAGAUCACGGACUUUGGAUUUUGCGCAAAACUAACAGAUAAGCGUAGUAAAAGGGCAACGAUGGUCGGAACACCUUACUGGAUGGCACCUGAAGUUGUCAAACAACGUGAAUACGACGAGAAAGUUGAUGUAUGGUCAUUAGGAAUCAUGUCUAUUGAAAUGCUCGAAGGUGAACCACCCUACCUCAAUGAAGACCCAUUGAAAGCGCUUUAUCUCAUAGCUACUAAUGGUACUCCCAAACUCAAGCAUCCAGAAGGGCUCUCUUUGAAAAUCAAGCGCUUCCUCAGUGUUUGCCUCUGUGUGGAUGUUGAAUACCGAGCUUCAACUGAAGAACUUUUGCAUCACACUUUCUUUGAAAUGUCGUGUGAACCUUCGGAUCUAUCUGCCUUGUUACAAUGGAAAAGAUAG